Molecule: messenger RNA, 1116 nt
Organism: Colletotrichum destructivum
Lineage: Eukaryota; Fungi; Ascomycota; Sordariomycetes; Glomerellales; Glomerellaceae
Product: Putative WD40/YVTN repeat-like-containing domain superfamily
Exons: 1
Coding region: 1-1116 (371 amino acids)
Molecular function (GO): protein binding
Source: RefSeq, a predicted model, not a curated record
AUGGAUCUUCUGGCUCUUUGGACUGGUGUCCUGGCUGUCAUCUUCGUCAAGCUGUCGCUUGUCGAGGGCACGCCACAACCGACGAGACAAUGCGCCCCGAUCCAAAAGGGGAGUUUCACGAUUCAGCAAUACCAACUUUAUCCCGAAAAUGCAGACUGGGACGUUGAAAAUUGCAUCUUAUACUUUGGGUACGUCUCCUCUGGCAAGCCUAGCAGUAGUAUUGCUGAAACAACUGUCAGGUCCUUGUUCAACGCCAGCGUAGCCGUUUACGAUCCAUAUAAGGAAAAGACGAUUGACAUCAUAAUGUUCGAUGGCAUCACGCAUAAUCCCAGCUUACACAUAGGCGGCGUGCAAGUUGAUCCGCAUACCAAGCUCGUCUCCAUCGUAGUCGAUGCCGCUGCACCUUUCAACACAGGUGGGCGAGACAUAUCGGGCGACAACUUUAUCAUCAAGUACGAUGCUGCCAAGAAGCGGGUGCUAUGGAACAAAAACAUUACUUCUGUGUCCAAGGGCCAGUACGCUGGCUUCCAGGACAUUGGGCACGACCCACGCGGAAACACAUACAUCGUCGGUUCGUUUCCAGGAACCAUCUUGAAGGUGGACCGCGAGGGCUCUGCCGUCGUUCCUUGGUAUCUACCUGCGAAAGUCAACCACACCAAGAUCGGCUUCUCGGGGCUCGCUGCAACUGGGAACAUUCUUCUCUCCAACAGCAACGAGGAUUUCGAACUUUAUCGGUUCGAUAUGAAAGCCGAAAAAGGCAGUCCCGUGCUUGUCCCUAGAUCGCCGAACACGGCACUGGCUAUGACCGACGCUAUAUACUUGCCGCCAGUAUACGGCAACAGGGUGCUUCUCGUGGCCGAAAACACCAAGGGAAUUACCGUCCUGCGCUCUAAAGAUGGGUCGUGGCAGUCAGCAGAGCAUCUAGGCACCGUGCCAAAUGACUCCCCUCUGGCACAAGGAGGCACUGUUACUGCCGCAGUGCAAGUCGGCAGCAGUAUCUACAUGGUUGAGGAGUUCUUUGCGGACCCUCCUGUCAUGGGAUCGACUGCCGGGAAUAGGUCAGCUUUCCCCAUGGUCGACAUCACCUCACAGGUUGAAGACCUCCUGAAGAGAUAA